This is a messenger RNA of Manis javanica (Malayan pangolin), 1039 nucleotides long. The record is from the annotation of a RefSeq genome assembly. Lineage: Eukaryota; Metazoa; Chordata; Mammalia; Pholidota; Manidae.
AUAAACCUCACUAUACUAGCCAUCCUAACAACCCUAUUCCUAGGGACCAUGCUCGUCCUAAUCAGCUCUCACUGACUAAUGAUUUGAAUUGGAUUCGAGAUAAACAUACUAGCAAUAGUCCCUAUCCUAAUGAAAAACUUUAGCCCACGAGCCAUAGAAGCAGCCACAAAAUACUUCCUAAUCCAAGCCACCGCGUCCAUACUACUAAUGCUAGCCAUUACCCUAGACCUGAUAUCUUCUGGACAAUGAACCAUCACAAAAACACACAACACCCUACCAUCAGCCAUCAUCACCGUAGCUAUGGCCAUAAAACUAGGAAUAGCACCAUUCCACUUCUGAGUGCCAGAAGUAACACAAGGAAGCCCACUAUCAUCAGGCAUGCUACUCCUAACCUGACAAAAAGUCGCACCAAUAUCAAUCCUAUACCAAAUAAUACCCACAAUCAACACAAAUAUACUGACAACCAUAGCCGCACUCUCAAUCCUCAUCGGCGGUUGAGGAGGGCUAAACCAGACCCAACUACGAAAAAUCAUAGCAUACUCCUCAAUCGCCCACAUAGGCUGAAUAGCAAUAAUCAUAACAUACAACCCGGACAUUGCCAUUCUAAACCUACUAGUCUACAUCAUAAUGACACUAUCUAUAUUCGCAAUCCUACUAUACAACUCAUCAACAACAACCCUAUCACUAUCCCACCUAUCAAACAAGACACCACUAAUCACAGCCCUCGCACUACUAAUCCUACUAUCACUAGGAGGCCUCCCCCCACUGACCGGAUUCAUGCCCAAAUGAAUAAUCAUCCAAGAACUAACCAAAAACAACAUAGUAAUAAUACCAACCGUGAUAGCAAUAACAGCACUACUCAACCUAUACUUCUACGUACGCCUGGCGUACUCCACAGCACUAACCAUACUCCCAACCACCAACAACAUAAAAAUAAAAUGACAAUUCGAAACAACAAAAAUCAUAAAACUAACCCCACCUCUAAUCAUUUUAUCCACAAUAGCACUCCCACUCACCCCUAUAAUAUCAAUCCUAAACU